Chanos chanos (milkfish) is the source of this 489-nucleotide messenger RNA. It is a transcript of the gene twist2, whose product is annotated as twist2. The record is from RefSeq and is a predicted model, not a curated record. Gene Ontology annotation, molecular function: DNA-binding transcription factor activity, RNA polymerase II-specific; protein dimerization activity; RNA polymerase II transcription regulatory region sequence-specific DNA binding. The transcript has a single exon. NCBI's taxonomy places the organism in Eukaryota, Metazoa, Chordata, Actinopteri, Gonorynchiformes, Chanidae. Gene Ontology annotation, biological process: regulation of transcription by RNA polymerase II; developmental process. Bases 4 to 489 code for a protein of 161 amino acids.
GAAAUGGAAGAGAGUUCAAGUUCUCCCGUCUCCCCAGUGGAUAGCCUAGUGACCAGCGAGGAGGAGUUGGACAGACAACAGAAAAGGUUUGGAAGGAAGAGGAGACACAGUAAAAAGUCGAGCGAGGACGGCAGUCCGGGUUCCGUUAAACGGAGCAAAAAACCAAGCCCUAGCAGCACACAGUCAUAUGAGGAGCUGCAGAACCAGCGGGUACUGGCUAACGUCAGGGAGAGGCAAAGGACUCAAUCACUAAACGAAGCCUUCGCAUCUUUGCGAAAAAUUAUUCCUACGCUACCAUCGGAUAAACUCAGCAAGAUACAGACACUCAAGCUGGCGUCCAGAUACAUUGACUUCCUCUAUCAGGUGCUGCAAAGCGACGAGAUGGACAACAAGAUGUCGAGCUGUAGCUAUGUUGCGCACGAGAGACUCAGUUACGCUUUCUCGGUGUGGAGGAUGGAGGGCGCGUGGUCUAUGUCUGCGUCCCACUAG